Molecule: messenger RNA, 897 nt
Organism: Fusarium keratoplasticum
Lineage: Eukaryota; Fungi; Ascomycota; Sordariomycetes; Hypocreales; Nectriaceae
Product: NmrA domain-containing protein
Exons: 1
Coding region: 1-897 (298 amino acids)
Molecular function (GO): oxidoreductase activity
Source: RefSeq, a predicted model, not a curated record
AUGUCUACCAUCAAGACUGUCGCCAUCGCCGGAGCCUCUGGCGAUCUCGGCUCCCACGUCUUCAAGAAGUUUGUCGCCAGCGAGUUCACCAUCCGAGUCCUUAAGCGCGCCGGCUCCGAGUCCACCUUUCCCGAGGGUACCGAUGUUGUCGAGGUCGACUACUCGUCCCUCGAGUCCCUCACCGCCGCCCUGAAGGGCCAGGAUGCCGUCGUCUCGACCCUCACAACCCUUGCCGCCGGUGCACAGGAGACCCUUGUCGAUGCUGCCGUAGCCGCUGGUGUCAAGCGCUUCAUCCCCUCCGAGUUUGGCUCCAACCUCGAUAUUCCCAGCGUCCGGGCGCUUCCUCUCUUUGGCGCCAAGGUCGCUAUCCAGGAGAAGCUCAAGGCCCUUGCCAAGGAGGGCAAGAUCUCAUAUACUUUCGUGUACAACUCGGUCUUCCUCGACUGGGGUCUGGCCCACAACUUUUUCGUCGACUUUUCCAAGUCUGAGGCCACUCUCAUCGACGGUGGCAACGCCGAGUUCAGCACCACCACCCUCUCCAGCGUCGCCGAUGCCGUCGUCGGCGUCGUGAGCCACCCCGAAGAGACCAAGAACCGCGUCGUCUACAUCCAAGACGCCGUCCUCACCCAGAAGAAGGUCCUCGAGCUCGCCCAGAAGGCCAACCCCGACAAGACAUGGACCGUCAAGGAGGCCAUCCUCGACGACCUCAUCAACACUGCCAACGAGCGACUCGCCAAGGGUCUGCUCGACUGGGAGACCUUUGGCGCUUACCUUUACCGCGCCAUCUAUGACCCCACCAGCGUGCCCAAGUUCCCCAAGCUGGACAACGAGCUGCUCGGUCUCAAGGGAAAGACUGAUGAGGAGGUUUAUGAGCUUAUCAAGGCUGCGGCUCAGUAA